This is a messenger RNA of Rhipicephalus sanguineus (brown dog tick), 549 nucleotides long. Its product is annotated as neutral amino acid transporter A-like. Gene Ontology annotation, biological process: L-glutamate transmembrane transport. Gene Ontology annotation, molecular function: L-glutamate transmembrane transporter activity; glutamate:sodium symporter activity; neutral L-amino acid transmembrane transporter activity. Bases 1 to 549 code for a protein of 182 amino acids. NCBI's taxonomy places the organism in Eukaryota, Metazoa, Arthropoda, Arachnida, Ixodida, Ixodidae. The record is from RefSeq and is a predicted model, not a curated record. Gene Ontology annotation, cellular component: plasma membrane. The transcript has 3 exons.
AUGUUUCAGAGGCAUAUCAUCAUCAACAAAAUGCAGUACACCGAGGUGACGGAGCGCCCCAAAUGCUGUGCCUGGGCUACACGCCACUGGGAACCUGGCGUCAUAGUAUCGUCGAUCGUUAUAGGCGCCAUCCUGGGCCUGUCGCUGCGUGGCCAGUCUCUCACUGAACGGCAGUUCAUCUACAUCAGCUUUCCAGGAGAGGUGUAUUCCAGGAUGUUGGCCAUGUUGUUGCUGCCGCUCAAGAUGUCUUGCAUCGUGGGCUCCAUUGGAAGCACCUCGUACCGCACGGGCGGCAAGAUGCUGCGGUGCGCGCUCGCCUAUUGGUCCCUAAGCGCCGCCAGCGCCGCCGCCGUCGCCUUCGGCAGCGUGCUGCUCUUACGAACUGUUCGCGACGAGAUCGCUUCGUCGCUUCAGCUCAGCCCUUCGGCGGCGAUCAACGUGACCGCCAUUCAGACUACGGAUCUCGCCAUGGAAAUGAUCAGUGUAUCAGCAAGGUCUGAGCAGUCUGUGCCCACAACCACCAAGCAGACUGCAUUGCUGUUGCCCUAG